Molecule: messenger RNA, 702 nt
Organism: Brassica oleracea var. oleracea
Lineage: Eukaryota; Viridiplantae; Streptophyta; Magnoliopsida; Brassicales; Brassicaceae
Product: glycine, alanine and asparagine-rich protein-like
Exons: 1
Coding region: 91-486 (131 amino acids)
Source: RefSeq, a predicted model, not a curated record
GUAUUUCAUAUCUUCCUCCUAUUUAAUGCUCUUAUCUUUAUAUAUUCAAUCCAACUUUCUCACCAAACCCACUUAACCAAGAUAACAAACAUGUUUACAAAACCGAUCAUUUUAGCUUCCCUUCUACUCAUCGUCUUCGUCUCUGCAACUCACUCAGCUCGUCACAAGAGCGGAAACGAUGGUUCAGGAUUCGGAGGUGUGCCCGGAUUUGACGGAAUACCCGGAUUCGGAAACGGGUUCCCCGGGACCGGAGUGGGCGGUGGAUACGGCGGAGGGUACGGUGGUCCGAGCGGUGGGUUUGGAAAGGGAGGUGUGGUGAGACCGACGGUGACUUGUAGAGUGAAAGGCCCUUGUAACGGCAAGAAGCUGAGGUGUCCGGCUAAGUGUUUCAGCUCUUUUAGUCGCUCAGGGAAAGGAUACGGCGGUGGAGGAGGAGGUGGUGGAUGCACUAUGGAUUGUAAGAAGAAAUGUAUUGCUUAUUGUUAAAAUAAGAAAGAUCACAUCUUUUAUAAUAUGUAGUCAUUACAAUGAUUAUAUAUUGCCUAUGUUGUAGUAGCUUAUAGUUGAUGAUCAUAAGGAUCCUUUUGUCUGGAUUCGGUUGUAGUAGCUUUUAUAUGCAUAAUAUAUGGUUUGUGAUGAUGAAUAAAUGAGGUAACUUAGCGGUUUUCUCAAUUUGUGUUUGUUAUAUGAGAGAGGUCGCGA